GCUUAUUUUAUUAGUUCACUUUUGAUUUUUUAAUCUCCUCUUGUUUCAUUUUAUGGUUCUCAAAUCUAUUCCAUCAAGAAAAAAAAAAAAUCUUAAAUCUCCCAAUUACUUGGUAGCAUUAAAAAUUCCAAAGUCUAGGGCUAUCAUCACGUUUGAAUCUUUUUAUAAUCUAAAUAUAGCAUGCUAAGCAGGAAAGUAAAAUUAAUAAGUAAAAAAAAGAAAAAAUUCAACAACCCAACCCAACAGUCGGAUGUUGAAAAGACGUGCUUCCAAAUUCUUUUUUCUCCACAAAUUUUAUGAUGCAAUCACGCCUAAACUCCCUCUAUAAUAAACCGAUCAAUCCUCCCCAUUUUGCAUCCAAAAAUUCAAAACGAAAAAAUCAAUUACAAAAUAAAAAAUCCAUUUUUUUUUUCUUUCCAACUCCAAUUCCAUUGGGAUUAGGAAUCCCCACUUUCUUCAAUAUGUAACCAACAGCCCUUUUUUUUCUCUUUUUUUAAACCAAUUUUUUCUUUCUUAAUCUCUCAUUGCUUUUGUAUUUUUCUCCUUGUUUUUCCCUUUCCCAAUCUCUGAAACAAAGAGAUAACAAUCUAAUGGGAUUUGGGUCGAUUUUCAAUCGAAAGAAGAAGCAGCAUUCCCCAAUUUCAACAGCUUCUCCAGCUGACCCUCCCAUUGGGUCAUCGUUCCUUCAAUCUCCAAUGCGAACCCCAUCGAGAAAUAUUAGCCAAACCCAACUCAAAGAACUCGAAGAAGUCUUCAAAAAGUUUGACGUUAAUGGAGACGGUAAGAUCUCAUCAUCUGAACUCGGUUCCAUCAUGGGUUCCGUUGGCCGACGGCCCUCCGAAGAAGAACUCCAAAAGAUGAUCAAAGAAUUCGAUGCUGACGGUGAUGGGUUCUUAAAUUUCAAUGAAUUUGUCGAGCUGAACACCAAAGGAGUCGACUCGGACGAGGUUUUGGAGAACCUGAAGGACGCUUUCUCGGUCUAUGAUAUAGACGGGAAUGGUUCGAUUUCUGCCGAGGAACUCCAUGAGGUUCUGAAAAGCCUUGGAGACGAAUGUUCCAUCGCUGAAUGUAGGAAGAUGAUAAGUGGAAUAGACAAGGAUGGAAAUGGAAUGAUUGAUUUUGAAGAGUUUAAGGUUAUGAUGAUGGCUGGGGCCAGGUAUGAUUCCAUGGAAUCUCAGAGAGGUGUUACUGCCAAAACUGAAUGAUGAUUUUUCUCUUUGUUUGGAGGGGGCAGAGUCCUAAGGGGAGGUGGGAAAGAUGGGAUUUGAGCUCCGACCUUAAUGUCUUUUUUAAGAUUGGUUUGAUUAUUAGGCAAGCAGCUGAAGAUAAAUAAUUAAUAGCUUUGUUUUUUGAUUAUGAACCAUACAAUAUUUUGAAUACUAUUUGUAAUUAAACUAUUCAAUAGUUCAAAUUAAGAUAUGUUGCUUCAACUAUCAUACAUAGCAUAUAUAUAGAUAUUGAAAUUUGUUAUCUCUUAUUAGAUAACAUUAAAGGCUGCAUUGAAUUAUCA
Molecule: messenger RNA, 1510 nt
Organism: Durio zibethinus
Lineage: Eukaryota; Viridiplantae; Streptophyta; Magnoliopsida; Malvales; Malvaceae
Product: putative calcium-binding protein CML25
Molecular function (GO): calcium ion binding
Source: RefSeq, a predicted model, not a curated record